Messenger RNA from Lucilia sericata (common green bottle fly), 1705 nucleotides. RefSeq names its product succinyl-CoA:3-ketoacid-coenzyme A transferase, mitochondrial-like. Gene Ontology annotation, cellular component: mitochondrion. Gene Ontology annotation, molecular function: succinyl-CoA:3-oxo-acid CoA-transferase activity. NCBI's taxonomy places the organism in Eukaryota, Metazoa, Arthropoda, Insecta, Diptera, Calliphoridae. The record is from RefSeq and is a predicted model, not a curated record.
AGUACAAAAAAUGUCAACUUGGCACAACUACUGAUCCAACUGAUGAAUUUACUUUAAGAUUUUUUUAUUGUAAUUAUUAAAAGAACGUGUUUGUUUCUUUUAGCUAAUAGCUUGCUAUUCCACCAGUGGUAAAUCAGCUAAGGGUAAAAUCAAUGAAAGUGCCGCUGAUGCAGUGCACGAUUUACACGUGGUGCCUUUGAAGUCUCCCCAAUUGGGUAAGAUGAUUGUCUCGUAUGUAGGUGAAAAUGCUGAAUUGGUCAACCAAUAUUUAUCCCGUGAAUUGGCUGUAGAAUUGACACCACAAGGUACAUUAGCUGAAAAAAUUAGAGCCGCUGUUGCUGGUGUACCCGCCUUCUUUACACCCACCGGUUAUGGUACUCUUAUCCAAACAGGUGGAGCUCCAAUUAAAUACAGCAAAGAUGGUAAAGUUGAAAUUGCUAGCAAACCAAAACCAGUACAAGAAUUUAAUGGCAGAAACUAUGUCAUGGAGGAGGCUAUGUUUGCUGAUUUUGCUAUUGUCAAGGCUCAAAAGGCUGAUCCCUAUGGCAAUUUGGUUUUCAAUAAGGCUGCCCGUAACUUCAAUGCCGCUAUGUGCCGUGCUACUAAAGUCACCAUUGUUGAGGUCGAAGAAAUUGUGCCCAUAGGUGCUAUUGAUCCCCAUGAAAUCCAUAUUCCUGGCAUCUAUGUUAAGCGUAUCUUCAAGGGUACCAACUAUGAGAAACGUAUCGAAAAGGUACGCAUUACUGAGACUGACUCUACCAAGAAAUCGGCUCCCACACCAGCCCAGGCCGUACGUGAACGUAUUGCUAAACGCGUUGCCAUGGAGUUCCGUGAUGGUAUGUAUGCCAAUUUGGGUAUUGGUAUGCCCGUACUCGCCUCCAACUACAUCCCUAAGGGCAUGAAUGUUAUGUUGCAAUCGGAAAAUGGUAUUUUGGGUUUGGGUACCUUCCCCACUAAGGAUAAAGUUGAUCCUGAUUUUAUUAAUGCUGGUAAGGAAACUGUUACCGUCGUACCUGGUGCUUCUUUCUUUGGUUCCGAUGACAGUUUUGCCAUGAUCCGUGGUGGUCAUAUGGAUUUGACUGUUUUGGGUGCUAUGCAAGUGUCGGCUACAGUGGCAAAUUGGAUGAUUCCCGGUAAACUUGUUAAGGGUACGGGUGGUGCUAUGGAUUUGGUAGCUGCUCCCGGUACUAAAGUGGUUGUUACAAUGGAACACAAUGCCCGUGAUGGUUCUCCCAAAAUUUUGGACUCCUGCUCUUUGCCUUUGACCGGCAAAAAUGUUGUUGAUUUAAUUAUUACCGAAAAGGCUGUUUUCCAAGUUGAAAAGGGUGCUGGUCUUACUCUUCUUGAAAUCGCUGAGGGUCUUACCGUUGAUGAUAUUACCGCCUGCACUGGAGCUAAAUUCAUUGUUUCUCCCAAUGUUAAGAAAAUGUAUCAAAUUGAUGCUUAAGAAAAUGUCUCAAAUUGAUGUAUAAUUUGUUGCGUACAUUUGUUUUCUUAGCCAGAAAAUGGACUGGUUCUAUUUGCUGUUAUACCUCAACCUCCUCCCCUUCGUUAAUAUUAAGUUAAAUACAAAAUGAAAUAUAAUUUCUUCUUAAAUUUAUAUUAAGUCGUACUAAGAUGUGAAUUGCAUUAAUAUUUCUUAAUCUACAAUGUAAAGUUAAAUUUAAGCGUGAUUAAAGAUUGCAUUUAUUUUAAUAUUAAAAAA